Gigantopelta aegis is the source of this 1825-nucleotide messenger RNA. Its product is annotated as synaptonemal complex central element protein 1-like. Bases 76 to 750 code for a protein of 224 amino acids. NCBI's taxonomy places the organism in Eukaryota, Metazoa, Mollusca, Gastropoda, Neomphalida, Peltospiridae. Gene Ontology annotation, biological process: synaptonemal complex assembly. The transcript is spliced from 9 exons. Gene Ontology annotation, cellular component: synaptonemal complex. The record is from RefSeq and is a predicted model, not a curated record.
ACGAUUUCGUUAUUCUAGUUUUGUUUGCGGGAAGUUUUGUGAUUUUAUUUUAAAUUUAUUCGAAAUUAGCAAAGUAUGGAAAUUCCAAAUUUUAAAAUUGAUUCCUUGCUUCACAGUGUUAAAGAACUACAGAAUGAGAAGAAUUGUUUGGACUACAAAUUGAAUGAACUAAGAACCAAAAAAGGUCAGCUGGAAAAAAGAGUAGAGACAGCAAAUGUGAAACUUGUACAAGUGAAUGAUAUACACAUCAAAAUGUCAGAAACUCUCAAAGUGGCCGAAAUGAAGGCUUCCAAGACACAGAGCCAGGCUUUAUGUCUGGAGGAAGCCAAUCAAGUGAAGAGAGAGAAGAUCCUGGACCUCAACACUAAGAUUGAGUUUGAGAAAGUCGAACAGCAAGAAGACACAGAUCAUUUUGAAGAGGAACUGGUCGGUCUUGCAUCACAAAUGAAAACCUCCCGUCUAUUCUAUGAAAACGAGAAUGUGGAGAAAGAAAUCGUUUCAUCAGAAAAUGAAAUAACUGACCUCGAAGGGAAAUCGUGUGAGAAUCACCAGCUAAUUGAGCAGCUGACGAAGGACCUGUGUCGAAUAAAGUCUCACAUCAGCAUUGAUGACGACGGAAUCUCGGACGAGACGCGGAGAUUAGUCUGGCUGAUGGUGAAGAAAGAGAAUCAUUCGCUGCACAAGUUUCUGAACCGACUGCAGGAUGAGCUGGACAGCAUUAACGAAAAUCUGGAGGACUCGAUGAUGUGAAAUCUGUCCUAUACCCAUUGUUACAGCAUUCACGAAACUGUUGACGCGAUGAUGUAAAAUAUGUCCUACCCAUUGUUACAGCAUUCACGAAACUCUGUCGACUCGAUGAUGUAAAAUCUGUCCUACCCAUUGUUACUGCAUUCACUAAACUCUGUUGACUCGAUGAUGUAAAAUCUCCUACCCAUUGUUACUGCCUUCACUAAACUCUGUUGACUCAAUAAUGUGAAAUCUGUCCUUCCCAUUGUUACUGCAUUCACUAAACUCUGUUGACUCGAUGAUGUCAAAUAUGUCCUACCCAUUGUUACAACAUUCACAAAACUCUGUUGACUCGAUGAUGUAAAAUAUGUCCUACCCAUUACAGCAUUCACAAAACUCUGUUGACUCGAUGAUGUAAAAUCUGUCCUACCCAUUGUUACUGCAUUCGCUAAACUCUGUUGACUCGAUGAUCUGAGAUAUGUCCUACCCAUUGUUACAGCAUUCACAAAACUGUUGACUCGAUGAUGUAAAAUAUGUCCUACCCAUUGUUACAGCAUUCACAAAACUCUGUUGACUCGAUGAUGUAAAAUCUGUCCUACCCAUUGUUACUGCAUUCGCUAAACUCUGUUGACUCGAUGAUGUGAGAUAUGUCCUACCCAUUGUUACAGCAUUCACAAAACUCUGUUGACUCGAUGAUGUAAAAUAUGUCCUACCCAUUGUUACAGCAUUCACAAAACUGUUGACUCGAUGAUAUGAAAUCUGUCCUACCCAUUGUUACAGCAUUCACAAAACUCUGUUGACUCGAUGAUGUAAAAUAUGUCCUACCCAUUGUUACUGCAUUCACUUAACUCUGUUGACUCGAUGAUGUAAAAUCUCUCCUACCCAUUGUUACUGCAUUCACUAAACUCUGUUGACUCGAUGAUGUGAAAUCUGUCCUACCCAUUGUUACUGCAUUCACUAAACUCUGUUGACUCGAUGAUGUGAAAUCUGUCCUACCCAUUGUUACUGCAUUCACUAAACUCUGUUGACUCGAUGAUGUCAAAUCUCUCCUACCCAUUGUUACUGCGUUCACUAAACUCUGUUGACUCGAUGAUGUAAA